AUGUCGAAUAUCGAUCCGAAGACGGCAACGGCUCUCGGAUCUCUCACUGAAUUUUUUAAUGCCUGCCCUUCACCGCAAUACACUGAUAUCUCUGGCUCGUGGGCGAUCAUUUUCUCAAGUCGACAAUUAUUGCAAACAUUGUUUCAGGAUAUCGAUGAGACUGUCGACCGUUUAAUGGCAAAACAAUUUCUGAGCUCACGCAAAACCCUGGGAUCUCUGUUUCGUGAAGAGGCUCGAGUGGAAUGUGCCACGAUUCAAGUGAGCAAUGAUGGUUCGUUCGAGUUGUCGUAUCUGGGCGACGGGGGUCCGAAAUCGAUAAUCGGGCGAGUGAAUGUGAAUCGAGAUGAGACAAUGACAUGGGAAUUCGCACCGACUGUUCGCACGGAAUUUACCGUCAUCUACACAUCACAAGUGGCCGAAGCAACGCGGAGGGAUGUCGUCAUUUUGGCUCAAACGGAUUCUUUUCCAAAAUGCGAAAAUGUACUCGUUUUGGCGAGAACCCGAACACUCUACGAAACAAUCUACGCGCAAUUGGCUCAGUCCGGUCACAACACAGCCUCCAAUCCGAUCCUUUCAAUCGAGUGCCAGAUGCUUCUCGGCCCAAAUCCCACUCAAAAUCCGAUCGCUCCAAAUGCGAUGGGCGCACCAAUGAAUUCACCAAUGAUCAAUCCAAUCAUUCGACCAAUGCCC
Molecule: messenger RNA, 690 nt
Organism: Mesorhabditis belari
Lineage: Eukaryota; Metazoa; Nematoda; Chromadorea; Rhabditida; Rhabditidae
Source: the annotation of a GenBank genome assembly